AUGGUGACUACUCGCGCGGUGGCGCAGGUCGGAGACGAAGGUUCGACGGAGAAAGAGGAGCUUCGAGCUCGCAUGGAGCUCAACGAAGCCAGAACCAAGCGCAUUGAAGACGCGAUUCAGGAAAACGAAGCCCGAGCAAAGAGAAUUGAAGAUUCGCUCUUCGCGGUUCUCACAAAAUUGGGGAUUUCCCCUGUUGAAGAAACCCUAGCUCGUGAAGUGCAAGCUGAGGACGGCGUCGACCCCAAUCCCGAACGCGACAAAGGUAGCAGUAACAGUAGAUGGAGAAAAUUGGAGAUUCCAAUCUUUGGAGGUGACGAUGCUUACGGUUGGACUCACAAAUUGGAGCGUUAUUUUGCUUUGAGAGGAGUUGAGGAAGAUGAACGCAUGCAAGCAACACUCUUGGCCUUGGAAGGGAAGGUUUUAAGCUGGUUCCAAUGGUGGGAGAGGUGUAAUCCUGCACCUACCUGGGAAGGGUUCAAGCUAGCUGUAAUCAGAAGGUUUCAGCCUGCGAUGGUACAAAAUCCUUUUGAACUGUUGUUGUCCUUGAAGCAAACCAGUACUGUAGAAGCCUAUGUUGAAGAAUUUGAGAAGUAUGUAGGUGCAUUGAAAGAGAUUGAUCAAGACUUUUCCAAAGGAAUCUUUUUGAAUGGCUUGAAGGAGGAGGUUCGAGUGGAGGUAAAAUUGUAUGAACUCUCUUCUUUAACAGCUGUAAUUCAGAAAUCACUGAUGAUAGAACAGAAAAACUCAGUCUUGCAUAAAUCUAGCUCAAACAAUUACUCUAAGCCUAGUAAUUACAAUAGGAGCAACACAUUUAAUAGAGUUGUAACUGUGGAUGCUAAGGGACUUAGUGAUAAGAAAACUGAGUCAGUAGCUGGAACUUCUAAUACUGGUAAUACUGGAAUUACAAAUACAAUCAGAAGUGGAGAUUAUAGGCAUCUCACUAGUGCUGAAAUGAGAGACAAGAGGGAAAAGAAACUCUGCUUUAGAUGUGAUGAACCUUACAGCAGGGAGCACAGAUGCAAGAAUAAGCAGUUGAGAAUGAUUAUCAUGGAGGAAGAUGAUGGAAGUGAGGGGGAGGAAGAGAACAUGGAUGUGGUACAAUUCAAAUCCAUCCAACUGUCCAUUUACUCCAUGGCUGGCCUGACAACUGCCAAAUCAUGGAAGAUUGCAGGAACUUUAAGGGGGCAAUCUGUGGUGGUACUUAUUGAUUGUGGAGCCUCCCACAACUUCAUUGCAGAGGAGACUUUAUUUCAGUUGCAAAUUCCAGUGUUGGCUACUCCCAAAUAUGUGGUAGAAGUGGGGGAUGGACACAAGGUCAAGUGUCAAGGAAAAUGCCAGCAGUUAAUGCUGGAUGUGCAAGGAGUUGAAAUCUUACAAGAUUUCUAUCUCUUUGGGCUGCAAGGGGUUGAUUUGGUCUUAGGACUUGACUGGUUAGCAAGUCUAGGGAAGGUGAAGGCAGACUUUGGAAAAUUGGAGCUGUCUCUCAAACAGGGGAACAAGUGGAUGAAGAUUUCUGGUGAUCCAUCCCUGGCCAAAACCCAACUAUCCCUGGGUUCUCUUAUGCAAGUACUGAAAACUGAAGAGGAGGGAUUAUUACUACAUUGUACAGGAGAAGUUUCAGAGAACACGAAAGAAACAACAGUACCAAAGGAGCUUUUGAAGGUGCUGCAGCAAGCUGGUAAUGUCUUUCAAGAUCUUGAGGGACUACCACCUUCAAGGGUGCAAGACCAUGCCAUACACCUUAAGGAGGGGGCACAAAUGCCCUCAUUUCCAGAAAUCAGAAAUAGAGAAGCUUGUGGGGGAAAUGUUACAAGCUGGAAUAAUAAGGCCUAG
Molecule: messenger RNA, 1833 nt
Organism: Lotus japonicus
Lineage: Eukaryota; Viridiplantae; Streptophyta; Magnoliopsida; Fabales; Fabaceae
Exons: 1
Coding region: 1-1833 (610 amino acids)
Source: RefSeq, a predicted model, not a curated record